UGUACUGUUCCUUUAAGACUGGCACAUACCGGUGCAACUUAAGGUGGCAUGCGUCUAAUUAAUGAAAAGUCCCAUGCGUUCAUUGGUUGUUUCUUGUUUUUUCUUCCUCCUACCUUUCUUUUUUAUUUUAGGAAGUUCAGCCAAACCGAACGUUGACGUUGAGGUGUUAAAGAAGAGAGCAGAACGUUUCGGCAUGAAUGUCUCUUCGGUUUCUAAAAAGAUCGAGGAUGAUGAAAAGCUUAAGAAGAGGAAGGAAAGAUUUGGCAUCGUCACGAGCGCAGCGGCCGCUGGAGCCAAUGAUUCGGAGGCAAAGAAGCGAAAACGUGCUGAGCGGUUUGGAAAUGUAUAAAACAUGGAUCUUACCCUUUUUGUACUUUUUAUGAAGUUUUUUUUAAGUGUUCUUUGCGGUUCAUUUUCUGAUAAGCUUGUAAUCCCUGUAGUGCCAUGGUUGUUUAUCUGAUAUUUACAUUAAAAGUACCCCAGUUCCUUCUA
Puntigrus tetrazona (Sumatra barb) is the source of this 492-nucleotide messenger RNA. RefSeq names its product SAP domain-containing ribonucleoprotein-like. Bases 62 to 349 code for a protein of 95 amino acids. Gene Ontology annotation, cellular component: nucleus. NCBI's taxonomy places the organism in Eukaryota, Metazoa, Chordata, Actinopteri, Cypriniformes, Cyprinidae. Gene Ontology annotation, biological process: poly(A)+ mRNA export from nucleus. The record is from RefSeq and is a predicted model, not a curated record. The transcript is spliced from 4 exons.